This is a messenger RNA of Melanotaenia boesemani (Boeseman's rainbowfish), 3543 nucleotides long. RefSeq names its product Rho GTPase activating protein 11A (gene arhgap11a). The record is from RefSeq and is a predicted model, not a curated record. Bases 534 to 3458 code for a protein of 974 amino acids. The transcript has 12 exons. NCBI's taxonomy places the organism in Eukaryota, Metazoa, Chordata, Actinopteri, Atheriniformes, Melanotaeniidae. Gene Ontology annotation, biological process: signal transduction.
GCAGUCCGACCAACAUAGCAACCGAUUUGACGAGCGAGACGUGGCAUAAUGAAGUUAGCUAGCAAACUAUUUAAAUUAAUGUAAAUUAUAUAGUUUACCGAUUAAGAAGCGACAUGUAGCGAUUUAGGUCGCGUUAUAACAGGAAACGUUUUUUUUUAUAUGAGGAGAAACUUCAAGAACCUAGUGUGACUUGCUAACCUAGGUGGCUAACGUUUGCUAGCUAACUGCAUAAUUGCAACUGAUACAUAAAGAUAUGCGCUCUAUAGUAUGACAAUUUUUGGGACCUUUACACUUUGUUAUUCGUAGUGUUUACGGUUGUACUGCUCAAUGCCUCGUGAGUAGUUCAAAUAAAUUUCACGUGAGGAUGAGUUAGUGUUAGGCUUUGGAGGAAAGUGAUUUAGUUAGAAAGGCUGAGCUGUGAAUGUCGGUUUACAUAGGUCCGAGCUGGAGAGAGUGAGUGAACUGAGUCAGAAAGUUAAAUAGUGUAUUUUUUUUUACGUAGGUAGGUAGGCAAGUCUGGGAAAAUUAAAGUCAUGGAGAAAAAUGUGAUGCGUCUGGUGGCUGUACAACAUCUCCGCUCUGUUUAUGGGAUAAAGAUAAAGAACUGGAACAAAAGCAAAUCAACUAACUGCAAGUCAACAACCAGCAACUCGACAAAAGUUUUUGGUGUACCCUUGGAUACCUUACCAUACUAUAAUAUGGAAUGUGGGAACGUGCCAAGCUUUCUAGUUGAUGCAUGUAUGAAGCUGCUAGCACAUGUUGACACAGAAGGCUUGUUCAGAAAAUCAGGCUCCGUUGUUCGUCUGAAAGCACUCAGGGCUAAGCUAGAUGCAGGAGAGGAGUGCCUGUCCUCUGCUCUUCCCUGUGAUGUGGCAGGCCUGGUGAAGCAGUUCUUCAGGGAGCUUCCGGAGUCGGUGCUCCCCACAGAGCUGCAGGAUGCCUUCCUCAAGGCCCAGCAGCUCCCCACUGAAGAAGAGAGAACUUCUGCCACCAUGCUGCUGUCUUGUGUGUUGCCAGACAGAAACAUUUGUGUCCUGCAUCACUUUUUUGACUUCCUCCAUAGUGUAUCUCAAAGGAGUGCAGAGAAUAAAAUGGAUAGCAGUAACUUGUCUGUAAUUUUGGCCCCCAACCUCCUUCAUUCUGGAGACGGUACAGAGAAGAUGAACACCAACACUGAGAAGCGCCUCAAACUACAAGCAGCCAUUGUGCACUGCUUCAUAGAAAAUGCUCACAAUUUUGGUGUGUUACCACAGUUUCUUCAGGAGAAAGUUCCUCCCAUGAUGGGCUUGGAGGUGGGGGCUCUGUCUCCCAGUCGCAGUGACCUGGAAGAGCUGGAUUUAAAUUCUGGGAUGAAGAAGAAACACAGACGUAGCUUUGGAGAUGUGGUCAGUGGUGCACUGAAUAAGAUAAAAACUAAUAGAACACCCACUAAUGUCACCCAGGCAGACGGUGUUGUUUUUUCCUCUGCAACUCCUGUGAUUGCAACACCCUCCUCCAAGCGAAAACUUCCUUUUGAGUCUGGUCACUCAUUUGGAUUUUCAAACAAGAAACGUAGAUCUGUCAAAAAGAACCUUGGGAUAGAAUUACUUCCCAAUGUUUUAUUCAGUGGGACCUCUACUCCAGGAUCAGCCAACAAUGCCUCGGGGGUCUUGGACUCUUCCCAAAAUACGUUUGUGUCUGCAGGGAGAUCUAGAAAGCAAUCUAUUCCAUCUUCAAGGAGGAAGAGCAAAAGACUUAGCAACAGACAUGUCGUCAACAGAGUUGAAUCUGGAAGAACUGGCUGCUUUUCUCCUAAAGUUGGUAAAAAAGAAGCUCCACGCAAGUCUCUGCGCUUACGUUUUAGCCUGGGGAAGAGCAGCAAAGACGCUGGAUCCGAGUCCAUUGGUUGGCGACUUGCCACACAGGAGAGCACCACCAGUUUCCCUUCCACCAAAGAGACAGAGUUUACUCCAUCGAGUUCCAUUUUGUCCAGAAAAACUGAAUCCAAGUGCUCAAAGUACAUUAGCAAGUCCGAAGACAACUUGCUGACACCUCAAUGUGACUCAAGUGCCCACCGGACCUCAUGGAGCGGGGAGACCCCUGUUGGAGAUCAGGCUUUCAGCGGAAGGUCUUUUACAGACACUCCAAUGAACAUGUGUCUCAAAAACACCUACAUGUCAGAGCCUGCAAUUGUUGCAUCCAAGUCUCCAGCAGGGACCAGCCUGCCUAUGAAGCUGUGCUGUGCCUCCAGCGUGGAGAGUCUCGAGAGCGAGCGCUCCAUCACUGAAACUCGGAGACAAACCAGUCCAACGCUGCUGAAGAUCAGGAAGGCCUCCACAGAACUAGAAACUGGCCUCCAGGGUGGGAUACAGGGCUCUUGCAGCACUGCAGAAGAAAAUGUGAUAAAACCAUUAGACAGCAUUACGUUUACUCUGCCUGUGACUCCUACAGCCAAAGUUUUGUCUGUGGACACUGAAACCUCCAGCUUCCCAGCUCAGCAGAGGUUUCUGGCUAAUGAACAGAAUAUUACUUUUAGCCAAACUGAAAUUGCUGCACUCUCUCCUUUGCAUAUUGAUAGUGUAGUUUUUGAGUCUAGUGUACACUGUAGUCCAGUAAUUAAUGACGGUAAAACUGCUCCCUUUAGUAGUCAUAAUGGCUCCAUGGUGGGAGCAGCUGUAAAGGAGGCAGAUCAAGCGAACACCAGCAGGCUAAUUAGUGCUCUGGAUAUCCAGAGUCCUGCUCAUUUCAGACAGAGUGUCUCUAGACUGCAGUCAACUCCAUGCAAGCCCAGUACUGAACUCAAAGAUGAGCUUGUUUUACCAACUAAAACUGGUCCUGGUGUUGUCAAAUUACAUGAGAAGACAGAAUCUCUCCCAGAGAUUGGUACCAAAGUGGAAAGCCAACAGUCACCCUCGCUAUGCAACCAGGAGGCUGAGAAGCGUAGGGUGGCAGAUCACAUUCAACACUUCAACAGGCUCACCCUUUAUUCUCCAGUAGGCUCAAAGAGCAAACAAAUCAGGUCACCGCUGAAGUUCCACCGCACCCCCGUUCGGCACACUGUACGCAGGAUCAACUCUCUCGUUGGAGAAAGCAGGAGACCCGGUAGAAAUGCAGAGCUCACUCCCUGUCAGAGUGGUCAUGUGGCAAAGGCUGUGAGUCUAGAGAGUGGCCUGUCCCCUCACCCACAGCUUCAGCCUCACUGGGGACUGCCCAACAGCAUUGUAAAGAAACCACCUCCAGUCCCACCAAAAAUGCCAAGCACCCUGGCCCGAAAACCCACAACUUGUGCUUUAGGCGACAUGACCAACAGGGUCCAACCAAAGAACAAAAUGGACUGUUCUGCUUCUGAUCCAUCAGGAGCACCAAAGCUUCUUGUGCAGCAGGUAGCAGAAAAAGCCGUGAACCAUUACAGAGGUUCUCCCAGAAACCCUAUUAGUCAGGGAAAACUGCUGUCUGCUACAAAACCCAUUGAUUUAUAAAGGAUUUUUUUUUCUUUCUUGCUCUUGCUAUGCAGGUGUCUUUUUGGUGAGACUCCAUGACAUUAAACUUUGCAGCUUAUACAUA